GUUUGGGUCCAGGGUAAAAGCGGAGCAGAGAGUUGAGCUCAGCGAGAGGCUUCCAGAGCAGCACAAUGUCUCUGUACCGCAACUCCGCCUGGUUCCUGAAGGGAGUGACCGAGUUCACCAGGAAUGCCUUCCUGUCAGCCUCCAAGAGGUUCGUGGAGAAGGACCUGGAGGUGUCUGUGGCUGGACGCUCCUUCAUGAUAACAGGAGCCAACAGCGGCAUUGGGAAAGCUACCGCCAUGGCCAUCGCUAAGAAAGGUGGAACGAUUCACAUGGUGUGCAGGAACAAGGACAAGGCCGAGGAGGCGAGGGCUGAUAUCGUCAAGGAGACGGGAAAUAAAGAGGUCUACGUCCACAUCCUGGACCUGUCUGAGACCAAGAAGGUCUGGGAGUUCGCUGAGGCCUUCAAGAGGAAGUACAAGACCCUCAAUGUACUGAUCAAUAACGCGGGCUCCAUCAUGAGUCAGAGGGAAGUAAACGCCGAGGGGCUUGAGAAGAGCUUUGCCACCAACGUCCUCGGUGUUUACAUCCUCACCAAGAGCCUCAUCCCUCUGCUGGAGAAGAGCACAGAUCCCAGAGUGAUCACAGUAUCAUCAGGGGGAAUGCUGGUGCAGAAGCUCCGGACAGGAAACCUGCAGUCUGACAGGGGCCGCUAUGACGGCACCAUGGUCUACGCCCAGCACAAAAGGCAGCAGGUGGUGAUGACAGAGCAGCUGGCAAAGGCUCACACAAACAUCCACUUCUCCGUCAUGCAUCCUGGCUGGGUUGACACUCCAGCGGUGGCCAACGCCAUGCCAGACUUCCAUAGCUCCAUGAAGGACAGUCUGCGGGCCCCAGAGCAGGGGGCCGACACCGUGGUUUGGCUGGCUGUCUCCGAGGCUGCGGCCACAAACCCCAGUGGACGUUUCUACCAGGACCGAAAGAUGGUGUCCACCCACCUGCCACUGGCCUGGACCCACAGCUCUGCCCUGGAGGAGCAGAAGUUAAUGUCUCUGCUGGAGGACUUGGCCAAGACGUUUCAGCCACACUGAGACGGCAGGAACUGGCUACCAGCACGCCACCGACACUAACACCACCCGUUCACACUGACCGAGGCUGGGCUCAGUAUUUCAUUCCUCCAGCUGAAGGAACAGAUCUGGGUGCGUUUUAUCCACAGCAUUUGAGGUGCUAACACUUCCUGUGGUUGAAAUAUGAAGAUAUACUGUGGAACCCAGCCUUAAAAUGAGAGAUUAAACUCACCUGUAAUGUAGGGAUGAGUGAGAUCUGUAAUGCUUUGUAACUAUAUAUACGAUUAAUUUUCUUAUUUAACUUUUUAAGGACUAAACAUUGAAUUUUAUAGGAGAGUUUGAUGGUGAUGCUGCCUUU
This is a messenger RNA of Epinephelus fuscoguttatus (brown-marbled grouper), 1362 nucleotides long. RefSeq names its product dehydrogenase/reductase 12-like a (gene dhrs12la). The record is from RefSeq and is a predicted model, not a curated record. The transcript has 10 exons. NCBI's taxonomy places the organism in Eukaryota, Metazoa, Chordata, Actinopteri, Perciformes, Serranidae. Bases 66 to 1028 code for a protein of 320 amino acids.